Messenger RNA from Pseudomassariella vexata, 381 nucleotides. RefSeq lists its product as uncharacterized. The record is from RefSeq and is a predicted model, not a curated record. The transcript has a single exon. The coding region runs from base 1 to 381 and encodes 126 amino acids. NCBI's taxonomy places the organism in Eukaryota, Fungi, Ascomycota, Sordariomycetes, Amphisphaeriales, Pseudomassariaceae.
AUGCCCCGAGACGACGCUACCGGAACCGGUUACCGCAGGCUGCUGAACGACUAUGCUGACUCGGGGACGCAGAUCAGUCAGGAUCGCCGAUGGCAUGCGCGCCAGGACGAUAUAGUCGACCCCAUCGACCGGUUUGGGCUGAUGCAGAUGCUCAACGUCAUCGUCUUCGUCGUGCUCGUCGCGGCGACGUUGGCGGAGAAGAAACAUACCCUGUGGAAGGCGGCGAACAGCGGGAGCCACAUGUUUGCGGAGAAUACGCACUACAAGUGCGCGAGCAUGUACAAUAUGCUAUUCCUCCUCUGGGAAUUGAGGUCGGUAAUGCCAGGGGUUGCAAUUUGGAGGUGGUCGGUCACUACUCCCGGCUCGUCCGGGAAUGAGUGA